Molecule: messenger RNA, 1290 nt
Organism: Aspergillus puulaauensis
Lineage: Eukaryota; Fungi; Ascomycota; Eurotiomycetes; Eurotiales; Aspergillaceae
Product: Zn(II)2Cys6 transcription factor
Exons: 5
Coding region: 1-1290 (429 amino acids)
Biological process (GO): regulation of DNA-templated transcription
Molecular function (GO): DNA-binding transcription factor activity, RNA polymerase II-specific; zinc ion binding
Source: RefSeq, a predicted model, not a curated record
AUGGCGAUGCUCGUUGCUUGCGAUCCCUGUCGGCAGCGAAAAAGAAAGUGCGAUCGCCAAUCUCCUUGCGGUCGAUGUUCCAAACAAGCGCGGAGGUGCUGCUACCCACCCCACAGCCUGCCUGACGAGCACUCUGUGAACCAGCUGUGGGUGGUCGUCUCAAGCCAGCUGUAUCAAUCCUGGGCAAUCCACUCCCCAGACGUCCCAACAUUCUACCCCAUAGCAUCCCGCUGGUACAUGCCACGACUAGUCAACCAAUUCGUCGAGGGUCUCGGCGCAUGCCGGCUGCCUCAGGUAGAUGACCACAGCACAGCGCACCAUAUUCGCACACACUGGAUGCAAGGAGCCCUGAGCGAGCCGUGUUUGUUCCAUGCCACUCUAUACGCGGGGUCGUCAAACUCCGACCUUCAGGAAGGGAAAAGCCAGAGUUGGAUAACUCUAUACCAUCAGAAUGAGGCGGUCCGCCUGCUGAAUGAACGCCUUUCCGACCUGAAGUUUGCCGCCGAUGAUAAAACCAUUCUUGCGAUUCUCUCCCUGGCGAUCUUUGCGAACAUGAACGGAGAUCGAGGGACAGCCGACAUUCACAUAGAAGGAAUUCGCAAAUUGGUAGACAUGAGAGGCGGCCGUGACCAGCUGGGCUGCGAUGGGAUAGUAGCAGGCCUAAUACAGAUGAAUAACAUUAUCUACCAUAUUGUGUUUGAUUUGGAUCCGACAGCAUUUUUAACCCUGCCAGCCCCAGUCGGGCUUGAGGACCGCAUCCUUCAUCCUUCAAAGGCAUUGUCCAUUCCAGGGGUUCGACAUAUCUUAAAUAUGUUUGAGCAUCUCCGGACAUUCAAACUGGACUAUCAGACUAACACAGCUAAUCAUCCCCAAGCACAUGAAUACAGCAAGUCCACAACAAACAAUGACGACCCAUUCUUCCACUGCUGCUACCUAGCAGUGACGAUAUUCUACUUGAUUGUGCAUGCGAAGCCUCAUGAUCCAACGAACUCAAUAAAAAUAGACUUCUUAACAAGUGAGCUCCAAGCAUCACUGGCGUUAGUCAACAUCGAGUUAUGGAUCACCCAGAUACCUGCACUACUCAGCUGGGUUUGUCUGACCGGGGCGGCUGCAUCAGACAGUACAGAAAGACGCAUCUGGUUUUACAUCCAACAGGCGUCUGCUGCGAGGGUGCUCGACAUCAAGACUGGCCCGGCGUAUCUGGAUGACGUGUGGGCGCACUUCUACUGGCUUCGCAUGAUGCGGCUGCGUCCUCUAACUAGUGCAGUUGAGGAAAUACCACAAUUAUGA